This is a messenger RNA of Procambarus clarkii (red swamp crayfish), 1971 nucleotides long. The record is from RefSeq and is a predicted model, not a curated record. NCBI's taxonomy places the organism in Eukaryota, Metazoa, Arthropoda, Malacostraca, Decapoda, Cambaridae.
AUGGAGAGCCAGGGCCUCAGUGGUGGAGAAUAUGUCCCCAUUGCUGAAAACCUGAAGAAUCUUAAGACUCCGAGGUCACGUAGGUCAGUAAGAUUGUGUUGGCUCGGGUGGCGUGUGUGUUGGUUCCCCCGAGGAGAGUGGCGACGUCGGUGGGGAACAAGGGGGGCAGCUGCCACCCCGAGGAGAGUGGAGACGACGGUGGGGAACAAGGGGGCAGCUGCCACCCCGAGGAGAGUGGAGACGACGGUGGGGAACAAGGGGGGCAGCUGCCACCCCGAGGAGAGUGGAGACGACGGUGGGGAACAAGGGGGCAGCUGCCACCCCGAGGAGAGUGGAGACGACGGUGGGGAACAAGGGGGCAGCUGCCACCCCGAGGAGAGUGGAGACGACGGUGGGGAACAAGGGGGCAGCUGCCACCCCGAGGAGAGUGGAGACGACGGUGGGGAACAAGGGGGCAGCUGCCACCCCGAGGAGAGUGGAGACGACGGUGGGGAACAAGGGGGCAGCUGCCACCCCGAGGAGAGUGGAGACGACGGUGGGGAACAAGGGGGGCAGCUGCCACCCCGAGGAGAGUGGAGACGACGGUGGGGAACAAGGGGGCAGCUGCCACCCCGAGGAGAGUGGAGACGACGGUGGGGAACAAGGGGGGCAGCUGCCACCCCGAGGAGAGUGGAGACGACGGUGGGGAACAAGGGGGCAGCUGCCACCCCGAGGAGAGUGGAGACGACGGUGGGGAACAAGGGGGCAGCUGCCACCCCGAGGAGAGUGGAGACGACGGUGGGGAACAAGGGGGCAGCUGCCACCCCGAGGAGAGUGGUGACGACGGUGGGGAACAAGGGGGGCAGCUGCCACCCCGAGGAGAGUGGAGACGACGGUGGGGAACAAGGGGGCAGCUGCCACCCCGAGGAGAGUGGAGACGACGGUGGGGAACAAGGGGGCAGCUGCCACCCCGAGGAGAGUGGAGACGACGGUGGGGAACAAGGGGGGCAGCUGCCACCCCGAGGAGAGUGGAGACGACGGUGGGGAACAAGGGGGCAGCUGCCACCCCGAGGAGAGUGGAGACGACGGUGGGGAACAAGGGGGGCAGCUGCCACCCCGAGGAGAGUGGAGACGACGGUGGGGAACAAGGGGGCAGCUGCCACCCCGAGGAGAGUGGAGACGACGGUGGGGAACAAGGGGGCAGCUGCCACCCCGAGGAGAGUGGAGACGACGGUGGGGAACAAGGGGGGCAGCUGCCACCCCGAGGAGAGUGGAGACGACGGUGGGGAACAAGGGGGCAGCUGCCACCCCGAGGAGAGUGGAGACGACGGUGGGGAACAAGGGGGCAGCUGCCACCCCGAGGAGAGUGGAGACGACGGUGGGGAACAAGGGGGGCAGCUGCCACCCCGAGGAGAGUGGAGACGACGGUGGGGAACAAGGGGGGCAGCUGCCACCCCGAGGAGAGUGGAGACGACGGUGGGGAACAAGGGGGCAGCUGCCACCCCGAGGAGAGUGGAGACGACGGUGGGGAACAAGGGGGGCAGCUGCCACCCCGAGGAGAGUGGAGACGACGGUGGGGAACAAGGGGGCAGCUGCCACCCCGAGGAGAGUGGAGACGACGGUGGGGAACAAGGGGGCAGCUGCCACCCCGAGGAGAGUGGAGACGACGGUGGGGAACAAGGGGGGCAGCUGCCACCCCGAGGAGAGUGGAGACGACGGUGGGGAACAAGGGGGCAGCUGCCACCCCGAGGAGAGUGGAGACGACGGUGGGGAACAAGGGGGCAGCUGCCACCCCGAGGAGAGUGGAGACGACGGUGGGGAACAAGGGGGGCAGCUGCCACCCCGAGGAGAGUGGAGACGACGGUGGGGAACAAGGGGGGCAGCUGCCACCCCGAGGAGAGUGGAGACGACGGUGGGGAACAAGGGGGCAGCUGCCACCAAGACAGUCGUACAGUGGAAGGUGUCACGGUCGCUGGCACAUUAACAUGCUAG